AUGCGCACUCCCUCCCGUCGCCUAACUGCACUCCCUUCCGUCGCCUAUGCGCACUCCCUUCCGUCGCCCACACGCACUCCCUGCCGUCGCCCACACGCACUCCCUCCCGUAGCCCACACGCACUCCCUUCCGUCGCCCACACGCACUCCCUUACGUCGCCCACACGCACUCCCUUCCGUCGCCCACUCGCACUCCCUGCCGUCGCCCACACGCACUCCCUCCCGUCGCCCACACGCAACCCCUUCCGGAGCCCAUGCGCACUCCCUUCCGCCGCCCAUGCGCACUCCCUUCCGCCGCCCAUGCGCACUCCCUUUCGUCGCCUCCUCAUCCCUCACCGCACGUUCCCCGUUUCCUCUCCCGAUCGCCCUCUCCCUUAUUUCCCUCCAUAGCCUCGAUCCUAUUCUUCUCCCGCCCCCUCUCCCAUGUUUCUCCCCUUCCCGCCCCCACACCCUCAGCCCAACAGGGACAACCGGAAGUGCGUGCUACAGCUGCUGCUGUGCUCGUGCUACAGAUCAGCCCUCCUUCCCCCCACCCUCUGCUCUCCUUCCCCCAACCCUCAGCCCUCCUUCCCCCCCACCCUCUGCUCUCCUUCCCCCCACCCUCAGCCCUCCUUCCCCCCCACCCUCUGCCCUCCUUCCCCCCACCCUCAGCCCUCCUUCCCCCCACCCUCAGCCCUCCUUCCCCCCACCCUCAGCCCUCCUUCCCCCCACCCUCUGCCCUCCUUCCCCCCACCCUCAGCCCUCCGUUCCCCCACCCUCUGCCCUCCUUCCCCCCACCCUCAGCCCUCCUUCCCCCCCACCCUCUGCCCUCCCUCCCCCCACCCUCAGCCCUCCUUCCCCCCACCCUCAGCCCUCCUUCCCCCCACCCUCAGCCCUCCUUCCCCCCACCCUCUGCCCUCCUUCCCCCCACCCUCAGCCCUCCUUCCCCCCACCCUCAGCCCUCCUUCCCCCCACCCUCAGCCCUCCUUCCCCCCACCCUCAGCCCUCCUUCCCCCCACCCUCAGCCCUCCUUCCCCCCACCCUCACGCCUCCUUCCCCCAACCUCAACGCUCCUUCCCCCCACCCUCAGCCCUCCUUCCCCCCACCCUCUGCCCUCCUUCCCCCCACCCUCUGCCCUCCUUCCCCCCACCCUCUGCCCUCCUUCCCCCCACCCUCUGCCCUCCUUCCCCCCACCCUCUGCCCCAUACCGCAUCACCCCAUCCCAAGAGCACCCCAUUCCGCCCCACCCCACCUCAAGGUCUGCUAUGCAUCUGGUUGUGAUGGGCUGGCUGUCUGA
Messenger RNA from Closterium sp. Naga37s-1, 1275 nucleotides. NCBI's taxonomy places the organism in Eukaryota, Viridiplantae, Streptophyta, Zygnematophyceae, Desmidiales, Closteriaceae. The record is from the annotation of a GenBank genome assembly.